Messenger RNA from Triticum turgidum subsp. durum (durum wheat), 1920 nucleotides. Lineage: Eukaryota; Viridiplantae; Streptophyta; Magnoliopsida; Poales; Poaceae. The record is from the annotation of a GenBank genome assembly.
AUGCAACCUUCGGAGUCGCACAAGGAGGCAAAACUGGAGGUGCAGCACUACCAACCUGAGCUGCUGAGGGCAGCUCGGAUGGGCCUUCUGCACCAACUACGUGAUAUUCUGGGCAGUGACAAUACAACUAUCACACCGGUUGUGUUGGAGCCUGUAGUCAUGAUCGACAUUGAGAGGGUCGACAUCGACGUUGAAAGGGUGGACACCCUGGAGAUGGACUCGAUCCUCCAUGUCGUUGCGGUGAGCGGCGAUGAAGAGAACUUCUUGGAGUGCGCAAGCGUGAUUCACGAGAAGGCCAAGCACCUCCUGGACGCAGGCAAUAGCAAGGGUGAUACGCCCUUUCAUUGCGCUGCAAGAGCUGGCGGGGUGGAGAUGCUCUCUCGUCUCAUCCAUCUGGCAAGAGCCGACGGCGGGCAUGCAAGGGUGACGGAUGUGCUCAGAAAGCAGAACAAGAAAGGCGAGACGGCCCUUCAUGAGGCCCUCCGCUUGGCCAACAAGAAAACUAUGAAGGAAAUGGUUAAAAAGUUAAUGGAGGUGGAUCCAGAAUUGGCUUGCAUUCCGCAUUGCGACGCUACAUCGCCCUUGUACCUGGCCGUCUCACUAGGACAUGAUGAUAUUGCAGUCUUUUUGCAUUCGGAGAACGAGAAGCUGUCCUACUCUGGACCAUAUGGUCAAAACGUCUUGCAUGUCGCCGUGCUUAGGGGCAAAGAGAUUACAAAGAAGUUACUGGACUGGAACAAGGCCCUCACCAAACAAGCGGACCAAUUGACUGGAAGUACGCCUCUUCAUAUUGCCAUUUCAUGGGGGAGUCAAAGCAAGGAGGUGAUCAAACUACUACUGCACUGUGACGAAUCUGCAGCAUUUCAAAGCGACAAUAGUGGGUCGUUCCCUAUACAUGUGGCAGCAACGCGAAGUUCAUGGUCUACACUUCGCGUGUUGCUGGACACGGUGCCCACAUGCGCAGGACUGCGUGAUGGUAAUGGCCAGACCUUCCUACAUGUUGGUAUUGCGAAGGAGCACCCUCUUGUGGUCGGAAGUUGGUACCAUCACAUACCAUUUGCACCAAUUAUGAACGUGCAAGACAAUCAUGGGAACAGUCCACUCCAUCUUGCUGCCAUAGUCGGGAACCAGUGGAUUUUCUAUCUUCUAAUUCAGAACCCGCAAGUUCAGCUGGAUUUAGUGAACAACAUAGGCCAAACACCGCUAGAUAUUGCAUGGACGAAGAUGCCACAAGGCCUUAAUUUCAUGCUGAACCCACGAAAUAGGAUAUACCUACUACUUAAAGGUGCAGGAGCUAAAACUGCUGCAUACCGCUGUGAUUGGUUCCUCAAAGAACAUAUCCCGCCAAUAGAAAUUAAAGUGGAAGAAAAGAAGAUCUCAGAUUCCACGCAGAUUAUUGGCAUUGGGUCAGUGCUAAUUGUUACGGUAGCUUUCGCAGCAGCUUUCACCUUGCCAGGCGGCUUCCGAACAGACGACUUGAAGGGUAAGCGUGGAACAGCUGGAAUAGCUAUGCUUGCCGGAAAACCAGUCUUUCACGCGUUCAUCAUCGCCAACACACUGGCGCUCGUUUCCUCAGCUCUAGCUACCAUGAACGUCAUGUACGCUGGGGUGACCGCAGUCGACAUACGCACGCGCAUGACCUCCUUCAUCAUCUCCAUCGUCUUUGUCUACUGCUCGGCCAAGUCCUUGGCUGCCGCAUUUGUGUUUGGACUCUACGUGGUACUAGAGCCGGCUGCCCCCAAAAUAGCUUAUAUUUCAUGUGCUAUCGUAUCCCCUUUCCUUUUUCUCGAUGUUGUCUGGUUUAUCUUCAUGGUAGCUAUUGGGGAAGUAAUGCUACUCAAAAGGCUAGGUUUCAAGGCAUGGCUUCGCAAUUUCAACUUCUCUCGACUACCAGUAAAACAACCUACAGUUUUGGGAUAG